Molecule: messenger RNA, 669 nt
Organism: Hypoxylon fragiforme
Lineage: Eukaryota; Fungi; Ascomycota; Sordariomycetes; Xylariales; Hypoxylaceae
Exons: 2
Coding region: 1-669 (222 amino acids)
Biological process (GO): N-acetylglucosamine metabolic process
Cellular component (GO): cytoplasm
Source: RefSeq, a predicted model, not a curated record
AUGGGGAGUGUCGAUAAACUGCCAUAUUGGCAUAUGAACAUACCCGAAGACAAGCGGACCGAAGAGUGCCCAGAAUUUCUUCGCAGCCUGAGUGAAAAAGACAAGGGCAUCAUCGGCACGCCAGACUCCGAGUAUCACGUCGCGACCUGGCCCGAGGUCCAGAAGAUCGUGGCAGACAACCGGCUGGGCGCGUUCCGCCGCAUCCCGUCCCACCUCCGCCGGUAUCUCGAGUACACCUGGCAGCUGAAGCGGGACUACGGGAGCAUCAUGAAGUUCGUCCUGGACAAGCGGCUGCGCUGGGAGGCACCCGUGACGCCUCGGGGCAAGCCGUUCGAGUUUGACGACGACGACAUCACGAUCUUGUGGAACGACUGGCCAUACGGCAUUGAUGAUCGGAUAGUCCAUCUCGUCGUCUGGACCAAGUUCGAACUCCCCGAAGACCCUGCCACAGGCGACAUAACCGACGAGACUCGGGAUGAGAUUGAUCAGUACGUGCAGAAGACGUUUGGGUGCCAGGUGCCAAGAGAUCGUUAUAUCUGGUUCAAGAAUUGGAAGUCGCUGAAGUCCGUUCAUGCUGUAGAGCACUUCCACGUCAUGCUUCUUGAGCCGGAUCCUAAAUUUGUCGAAGAGAUCACUCAUGGAGACGUUCCUUACUGCCGCCAGGUGUAG